Argentina anserina (silverweed cinquefoil) is the source of this 1768-nucleotide messenger RNA. RefSeq names its product carboxyl-terminal-processing peptidase 3, chloroplastic. Bases 22 to 1560 code for a protein of 512 amino acids. Lineage: Eukaryota; Viridiplantae; Streptophyta; Magnoliopsida; Rosales; Rosaceae. Gene Ontology annotation, biological process: proteolysis; signal transduction. The transcript has 12 exons. The record is from RefSeq and is a predicted model, not a curated record. Gene Ontology annotation, molecular function: endopeptidase activity; serine-type peptidase activity; protein binding. Gene Ontology annotation, cellular component: outer membrane-bounded periplasmic space.
ACAACAACAACAACAACAACAAUGGAGCCUCUCUGCCCAAACAUGGAUCUCAAACCAAUACGUUGCUUACCUGUUUCGCCCAUAUGCCGAAAACCCACCUCAUUUUUACUGCCCGCGCACCGGUUCCCUUGCUCGGAUCGCAGUGUUAGCCGGAAAUGGAGAGUCAGUGCUGCGAAGUCUGAAGCUGAUGAAAAAUCUAGUCAGGAGCUCUUUGGGUCCAUCGGAAAAGGCUUUCUUGCGUUUUCUGUUGCCGCUGCUGCCAGUUUCUCGCUCUGUUUUGAUUCUCCGGCGAUUGCGGAGUCGUUGACCGUUGCUUUUCCGGUUUCACGCACCACUGAGGUGAACUCAGUACAAAGAACCCUUGUGGAAGCUUGGGGUUUAAUUAGAGAAACAUUCGUUGACCCGACAUUUAAUCAUCAAGAUUGGGAUCUUAAGUUGCAGCAAACAAUGGUCGAAAUGUUUCCUCUUAGGUCAGCCGAUGCAGCUUAUAUGAAGAUCAGUGGAAUGCUUUCUACUCUUGGCGAUCCCUUUACGAGGAUUAUUAGUCCAAAGGAAUAUCAAAGUUUUCGCAUUGGAAGCAAUGGAAAUCUACAAGGAGUUGGUCUUUUCAUAGGUACUGAACCAAGAACAGGGCAUCUGGUUGUUAUGUCAUGUGUAGAUGGUGGCCCAGCUUCUCGUGCUGGUAUUCAUGAGGGAGAUGAGUUGAUUGAAAUUAAUGGAGAACAGCUUAAUGGUGUUGACACUGAAGCAGCAGUACAGAAACUUAGAGGCCAAGUUGGAACAAGUGUUACUGUAAAAGUUCACAGUGCCAAUGAUUUGGGAAGUGAUGCUAGUAUAAGAGAGGUGAAAUUACCUCGGGAGUUCAUUAAGCUUUCUCCAAUUUCGACCGCAACCAUCCCUCAUAGAACUCCAGAUGGACAUCUUACAAAGACGGGAUACGUGAAGCUGUCGGCUUUCUCUCAGACUGCUGCAGCUGAUAUGGAAAAUGCUAUCAAGGAAAUGAAGAGUCAGGGUGUACAUUCAUACAUACUGGAUUUGAGAAACAAUCCGGGGGGACUAGUGAAAGCCGGACUUGAUGUUGCCCAAAUUUGGCUAGAUGGGGAUGAAACUCUAGUGAACACAGUUGAUCGGGAAGGGAAUUUGUUACCUAUUAAUAUGGUAGACGGGCAUGCUAUCACACAUGAUCCACUUGUCGUGCUUGUCAAUGAGGGCAGCGCAAGUGCGAGUGAGAUAUUGGCAGGGGCACUGCAUGACAAUCGUCGAGCUACUCUUGUGGGUCACAGAACCUUUGGGAAAGGAAAAAUUCAGAGUGUCACAGAGUUGCAUGAUGGAUCGGCAUUAUUUGUCACAGUAGCAAAGUAUUUAUCGCCAGCGCUUCAUGACAUAGACCAGGUUGGCAUAGCUCCUGAUGUGCAAUGCACAACUGAAAUGCUUAAUUCUCCAAAAGAUUCAGUGUUGAAGGACCAGAAGAGCUCAGUCUCAUCACUAGAAGCAGAUUCCUGUGUUUUGGUAGCAGAACAUGAAUUGGACAUUCAAGAGUCCAAAGGCACUGCUUCUUGAAGAUAUAAUCUCAUGUAGUAACUGAAAUGCCUGCAGUAUAAAAAUAGAAUCAAUGGUAAUCAUACGUGUAGUAUAUAUAGAAUUGACAAUAGUUAUAGAUGGGAAAAAGGAUUUGCAACAGGGCAGGGUCUUCAUAUAGAUGUGUAAUCUGUAUAUGUUGUGUAUGGAAGUUAGAACUUAGAAGUAUAAUUUUAUAGUGCAUGAUCCA